Molecule: messenger RNA, 4596 nt
Organism: Leishmania braziliensis MHOM/BR/75/M2904
Lineage: Eukaryota; Euglenozoa; Kinetoplastea; Trypanosomatida; Trypanosomatidae
Exons: 1
Coding region: 1-4596 (1531 amino acids)
Molecular function (GO): protein binding
Source: RefSeq, a predicted model, not a curated record
AUGAACUCCAAUGAUGCUGUCUCUAGUGUGGUCUACCGAGCAACGGUGCCUAGCAGCAUCCGGGCGAUAGCCAUGGACCCGGUCGAGCCAGUGGUGUGGGUCGCUGUCGGCGAUGAUCCGCUCGCGGCGUUGCGCCUCAGUGGAUGCGAGCUGAUACACUCAAAGUCCGUGAAAGAUAUUGAGCAGGUGCACUGCAUGGCGGUAGUGCGGAUCGCUGAGGAGCGGGCGACCACCUUCAAGUCCGACUCGACGUCACCGUGUGCGACGAGGACGUUGCCGAAGGCCGCAAGAGCAGGUAAGCGGAAGAAAGGCGGUCGCAACAGCUCUGGCAUCCGAAAGUCUGGGAAGCUGCGCGCUGGUAGUAGCGCUCUUCUGGGUCGCAGUCUCGGCAAUGGCGGUGGCGGCGAGGCGGACAUGGGGAAUCCCUGGAGCAGCGACGACGAUGACGACUACGGCGAUGACGCGACGACCAGCGCCAGCCCGUUGGGCCACGAGAGGCAAGGCGUCCGAUUCUCCAACUAUUUAUGGUGCGGCCUGAGCCGCGGCCACGUGGCGGUAGUGAAUAUGUCGAACCUGGAGUACCAACUCAUCCACAACGCCCACAACCAGACCAUUAACAAGAUGUGGUACUGGGAGGCGUGCAACAAAGUGUGGACGGCUGGGCGCGAGAAGGGCGUGAAUGUCUGGGAUCCGCAGCGGCGCGUCGUACUGAAGCGGCGCAACAUCGCCGCCAUUCUGACCGACGCGACCUACGCCGAGUCGACUGGCAAGGUGUUCGCGGUUGCCGGCGACGCCUGCGUGCGUGUGUUUGAGCCCAGCGGCGAGAACGUGAAUGUCCCCAAAGGGCAGGAGAACCGCAUCCGCAUGAAGCUGGAUGCCUGGGUGAUUCAGUACCACCGCAACUCUGGCCUCGUCUGGGUGGGCCUCGCGCGCGGCAGCGCCCUCAUGAGUACGAGUACCCUAGAUGUGGUGCGCACGCUCCCGUAUACCUUCAGUGCCAUUCUGUUCAAAGGCAAUUACGCUAUCAUUACUGGACAGGAGUCGCCAAAUGCGGAGGGACGACUGAUGGUGCUGGACGUGGCGAACCCCAGAGAGCCCUCCGUUCUGGCGUACAGCAAGUUUGCCGGCCCCCUCCCACUCGGCCUUCACAUUGUCCCCCGCACCCGCUUCGCGGUGGCGGCGCAGGAUGACCCGAAGAAGGGCUGCAUGAUGACCGUGUUCGUGUACGACGGCUCGGUCAUGCCGACGCACGCGACAUCGUCUGGCAGCGCACCCCCGCAGCGGACCGAGUGGGUGCCACGAGGAGCAGCGACGACGGCGACUGUCGGCAGCCUCUCGUCCCCUGCGCAGCUUACCCAGACACCAGAUCAUCCCAAUGGCAGCAGCAUCAUAACAUCUACACCAGUACCACCGGCGGCGAGCAACCUCGGCACGUACAACGCGGCCACCGCUCCCAUAGUAGACAGGGCCGCGCUGCACCGAGGGGCUGUGGUGAAGACCGCGCCGGACAACCGCAUCGACCGCAAGCUCGCGGUGGAGGCGGAUCGAUCCUCACUGGUGGAGGCGAUCGCGCCGGAUGCCCAGGACAUCAAAAGCGCUCUGAAACACCUUGUCAAGACGACGGACGAGGUGCGGCAGUCUCUGGUUCAGCAGCGCUCCGCGGAGGCAACACUGGCCGACUUCAGCCGUGUGUUGCGUGGGCGACAGCAGUGGCUCGUGGAGCAGGGCUCGCUCACGAACCUUCCCGUGCUGCCGAGCGCUGUGGCAGACCGCAUCGAUCGCGACUACGCCACCAUCGAAGGAAAGACCAUUGCCACAUCCAUCGAGCAGCUUCAGCAGCUGUACACUGUGGCACUGGCAAAGCAGCAGCAGUUACUGCACAGCAGAGACGCCGGCGGCGGCAAUGGUGACGAGAGCAGGGGGGUGGGGACGAGUCUUCCAGCGGAGUCAUCUGCGCGGGUGCUGCGGAUGUCGUCAUCGACGGUGCUCACGUCACCUCUUGUGCUCGGCAGCAACGCUAAAGACGGGCAGCAUGACCUUCUUGGCAGUUGUGUGGUCGGCGACGCGGCGGCGGCCGGAAGCGGGCACCAUCAGCCUGGCGUGCAUCCUGUGGAGGACGGCAAGUUGCCUGAGGGCUGCUCUCCUUCGCAGAGCGGGAUUUCCGUUGCUGGCUCAGGGUCAAGGGAUGCAGCGCUCCCUCCGUGGGCACUGCAGCUCGCCUCCACAUUGCAGCGGGAGCGUGCACUGCACUCGCAGCAGCUGAACGCGCUACAGCUCCAGAUGGAGCGCCUCGUCGAACGCAACACGGCUCUCUCCGCUGCCUUUGCUCGCCUUCAAGCCCACGUGGCGGCGCUGGGGCAGCAGGGGCUGGCCUUGGCUAUGGACGCUGAGUCUACGGGCAGCACCACAGCCGGGUCGGAGAAGUCACCACUGAGCUUUUCGCUGCAACGCCGCCAGCCAUCACAGGCGCACCAGCUUUCCCAGUCAUCAUCACGACAGUACAAGGUUACUGCGGCAUUGUUCGCAAAGCUUAGCCACGGCCAGUACCACAAACCGAAGUACGUGCGCCGGUCCACCGACCUUCUUGUGAAGGCGAUGGACGAGGUGGUGCGACUCGCGCAGAGUCUCCGUGGUUCCAGUGGGGAUCGCGACGCGCUGGGAGGCAUCCUGGCUAUGGCCCACUCAAUAACAGGUACGGCAGGGACCGACAGCUUUGACGAUCCAGAUGGCAGCGCCGACACGGCUCCGCACACGCAGCCGCCCUGCAUCGAUGACGCAUCCCUGUCGCCGACCUCGCCGCCUGUGGUGCUGCCGCUAGAGGCGCCGUUGUCAGCAGAGGAGGUGUCCGACACGCGGGGCGAGCAGAGCAACUCCACCGCUGUCGAUGUCGCUCUAUUUGAACACCCUCUCACUUCUUUGCUGGGCGUGUGCUCGAUGGCGGAGGUGGAGCUGCGUAACCUGGUAGAGCGCAAUGCGGAGGUGGCUUCGCUUUGGGCGCGUCUGCAGAGCAUCCGCUCCCAACCGCGAGACGCAGACAGCGGCCAUCAUAUUAUGGAGCAGCACGCCACCUCUGCUGGCCCCGUCGCCGAUGUGACCGCUGACAAUGCCAAGGCCGUGGAGGGUCAGCUGCCGCUACGCGUUCCUAUCGCAGGCGCCGCGGCCGACGCGAGUGUGGCUGGGGCAACGCCUGCGCUGCUCACCGGACUCAUGACGGCGCGCGUUUUGCAAGCUGUAUGCUGGGCAGAGUGUGCGCAGACAGUUCUGCACGAGUUGACACACGCGGGGAGCAUGAACAACAUCUUCCUCGCCGGCUGCGUACACAACGCUAUCAUAUCGCCCCACGCAACGACCGUUGGCAGGUGUGGCGGGGGAGCUUCGUCUGGGGUGCGGGGGCAAGGGCCACUGGAGGUGCUUGGCUACGAGUCUACGCAGGAGCAGUCGAUGGUGCUCGCGAAGGUCAGUCAAAUGAGCAAGUCGGCCACACUCGAGCUUUUGAAUACGUCGCGGAUUCGUGAGGAGCUGCAGCAACAACGGUGUCUUGGCGAGAGCGAGGAGGGGAUCAACGGCGCUGCGGCCUUCGCGAAGAGCGACUUUCGGCUGCAUCGCCUUCCAGGCGCUCUGCGCUGGUCGCUGACGGCACUGCGGCUGCUCUUCCUCUUUGUGUCAGACGCGGAGGCACAUCUGCUUGCUAGUGGCAGCCACGCCGACGACAGUGAGGCGUCUAGGGCAGCCGCCAAGGUAGCGCGUGCAGCAGGGGGGAGCCGAAAGACGAGCGCCAUCCCCAGGGGCGGUGAUGACGCGGCCGCUACCGGGGCUCUGUCAGCGGUUGCUGUGGCCAUGACGCACUGGGCAAUGUUUCUGCUGAACCUCCAAGCUGACCUGACAGCCGUACACCACGCAGCACGACUCUACCACGCCUGGCGCUGGGGACCGUCCGCUCUUUCUCUCACCGCCGCUGCUACGUCGUCGCCGCCACACCGGACUGGCGGUGCGGUUCACGACCGCGCAGGCACGGCGCGCAGUGGUGGGCUCGGUGUGAGUGCGCAUAGCCAGACCACAGAAGAUGCGUGUGGGCCGGUCUCCAUCGGCGCCCCCGCCGCCUCAGACUCCCUCGCUUCUCUCGCGGCGUCCCUCAGCACCAAAGGUAAGCUGUUACUGCUCUAUAUGCAAUGGCAUUUCCCUGGCUUUGCCACCACGUCCACCGACCGUGCCGUUGCACCGGCAGGCAGCGCGAACACGCUGCCGGGGUCGCUGGCGACGGUCUCCUCAUCACUGUCGACCGUUGGCCUGCCAGCCCUCUUCAGGCCUGCAGAGGACAACGACAUCGCCACCUCUGCAGCGGCGGUGGCGUCGUGCAGUGCUUCCGAGUGCUCUCGCUUGCUGGGCGACACUGUGGUGCAGGCGAGGCAGCUGCUGAGCCGUGCGCGACUCCUACUUGGAUACACCCACGCCAUCCGAGCACGGGCCUUGAUGGCGCUGGGGGAGAGCCGGGACAAGGCAGUGGUACAGGUGAUCGCGUCCUUCGCGUUAACAGCUGCCCCCGACCUGGAUGCCCGUGUCCCGACGGAGCAGGAGAGGGCCUUCCUGCGUAGUUGA